Messenger RNA from Microcebus murinus (gray mouse lemur), 646 nucleotides. RefSeq names its product H2B clustered histone 26 (gene H2BC26). Gene Ontology annotation, molecular function: DNA binding; structural constituent of chromatin; protein heterodimerization activity. The record is from RefSeq and is a predicted model, not a curated record. Gene Ontology annotation, cellular component: nucleosome. NCBI's taxonomy places the organism in Eukaryota, Metazoa, Chordata, Mammalia, Primates, Cheirogaleidae.
UGAUCCAAUCAGAAGUGAGCAAAUGCCAAUCCUUCAUUUGAAUACAAGACCUACAAAUACAGUUGCUCCCGGGGACUGUCGUUUCUGUUCGGAGAGACUCGCCAUCAUGCCAGACCCGUCCAAGUCGGCUCCGGCGCCCAAGAAGGGCUCCAAAAAGGCCGUCACCAAGGCGCAGAAGAAGGACGGCAAGAAGCGCAAGCGCAGCCGCAAGGAGAGCUACUCCAUCUACGUGUACAAGGUGCUGAAGCAAGUGCACCCCGACACCGGCAUCUCGUCCAAGGCCAUGGGCAUCAUGAACUCGUUCGUCAACGACAUCUUCGAGCGCAUCGCCAGCGAGGCGUCCCGCCUGGCGCACUACAACAAGCGCUCGACCAUCACGUCCCGCGAGGUGCAGACGGCCGUGCGCCUGCUGCUGCCCGGCGAGCUGGCCAAGCACGCCGUGUCCGAGGGCACCAAGGCCGUCACCAAGUACACCAGCUCCAAGUGAGGCGCGCCGCGGUGCGCCCCGAACCCAAAGGCUCUUUUCAGAGCCACCCACACAAUCGAGAAAGGGUGUCGAACACGGUGAGGGGUUGUUACGUAACCUCCUGUAUUUGCGUGCGCCUUGGCGGCUCCCUGGUUGCAGGGUGCGGCCGGGGCUGAGUCG